AUGGGGUCAUCCGUCUUCGGGCAAGAUGGUCUGCGCAUCGAUCCCCCCGAGGGCCUGGUGGAGGAGUUGCCCAUGGACAGGGCAGAGGAAGAGAGCCCGUCUAACACCAAGGCUCUGGGGGGCCAGCACCCGCCAGGACGGCUCGGCCGCCCCCAGCUCGAUCCCCGCACCCGCCGGUUUUCCGUGGCCGGCCCAGGUCACCCAGCUGUCCGUGUCCUGCUGUCCACUCGCAAGCCAACCCACAAGUAUCCAGUGACUCUGCAUCUGCGCUUUGUCACAGCGUCUCUGAGACGGUGUUCUAUGAUCCCGCAGACCCUGCGCUCCUUCCUGGGGGUCCUCACCUCCCUCUGCAGGCGACACCAUCAGAGGAAGGCGGUGCUGGGUGCUCGCAUCUCCACGAUGUGCCGCGGCUCAGCGUCCGCAGUGGGCACGGUCCCUGUGUGUGGUGGGCGCCAGCAGCAGGUCACCCCCGUGCCGCCCACCACACUCAGGUGUACCCCGGGCUCCUGCACAGAGAAGACGGUGAGGAGGGCCCUGGGAGAGAGCGGGAAGGGGCUGGCCCAGCAGGAGGAAGACCCCGCAUUCACAGAGAAGGACCAUCAGAAAGGGGGCCCCGAUGGCUCUCGGGGUGAACGAUCAACAUUUAGGCCCCUUGGGGCCCGGGGAGACUUCUCUGCCUUCGUGCCCAGGCCUGGGCCUCUGCGGAGAAACCUCCACGCCAAGAGCUCAGUAGACGGAUCCACGGAGAAACUCCAGACCUCUUGUGUGAGCUCCUGCCCCCAAAGAAAUGCCAUCACGAGCUCCCACAGCUCCACCCGAGGUUUCCCGCCAGGGCAGAGGAGGACAGGCCCCUGCAUGCCGCGAGGGCUGCCCAGGAGGUCCUCGAGGAAAGCGAGCGAGGGGGGCCCGCCGCCGCCCUGUGCCGCCCACGUGGCUUCCCAGAGCAACAGCCGGCCUGAGGACGCGGAGGCUUCCAGGGGGCAGAAACGAACCUGGGAGAAUGGCCCCGCCACAUCGGACCGUCCCAGGCCCGGAAGACGCAGGUUUCCUCUGCUGCCGCGCAGGCGAGGGGAGCCGCUGAGGCUGCCCGCACCCCCUGAGCUGGGUUUCCGAGUUACCGCCGAAGACCUGGACGCGGAGAAAGCAGCAGCGUUCCGGCGCAUCAACAGCGCGCUGCGGGAUGAGACCCCAGCCCCGCAGCCCUGCCGUCGCUUCCCCGCGCCUGCCGACCCUCCGGCCCCCGGCAGGGCUCCUCGGCCCGAGAGAGGCCAGAGGGAGUCGGCCUCCCCAGCGCCAGUGGACGCCCGGGCGUCUGCUGGAGGGGCCCCCGCUGCGCAUCCCUGGUCAGGGGGAAGGCACGGCUCCCCCGGGCCCCUCUCUCCCCGGUCCCAGGCCCUCUCGGGCGCUCCUUCCCACUCACGGCCCCCCGCCCCUUUCACCUUGCCCACCCCCGCUUCCUCCCCAGGAUCGGGCAGCGCGGGCCUGUCUGCUCGGCCCCCAAGCCCCUCCGCCCCUGCUUCGGCACCCGCGCCAGGCACGGCGGGAGCGAGGGGAAGCCCGGCUCCGGCCCCGGGUGCGACUUGGCUUCCCGGCUUCCAGCAGAAGCCGGUCCGGGGACCUCUUAGGAACGCGGCAGGAGGAGGAGGCCCUUCCCAGCCCCCGGCGUGGGGCCCUGCUGCGGAAGAUGCCACACCGGCCUUCCCUGCAGCGCUGGGCUCCUCGGGCUUGGGGUCCCCCACACCCAUGUGCCUGGACUCUCCUGUCUUCACCCGCCAUAGCCCCCCUCCCAUAUCUGAUCCUCAAUCCCUGCCCCCCACCAGCCAGCUCAUCCGGUCUUCUCUCCCAACCAGACCCUCACCCUGCACAUCUGGGGGCCUGACUCCCCACCCCGCUUCUGACACUCAGGUCACCCCCAUGGACACCAUUCCACCCUCCCAGUCUCCCCUCUUCGGGUCUCCUCCUGGAUCCAGCAGGAGCCUCUUCCCAUCUUCCCAGGCCCUGCAGACGCCCCCCAGGGACAGCGCGGCCUCUGUCACGGUCAGCACCAGCCUGCCUGGACUCCGGUUCAGCGGCUCCUCUCACACCAGAGCCCCUGCCCAGCCCAUCUCUGGGGCCCCUGACGUGCAGCAGCGCGGAGCCCCAGCCUGGGACCACUCUCCACACUACAGAAACCCGGCAGCUCCAGCCCUAACAGGGGACCCAACCUCUGCUCCAGGGCCCCCAGCUCCACCCACCAACUCCCCCAUGGGCAUCCAUGCCAGCACCCAGCCGGCCUUGGCUGCCACCCCAGCUGCAUUCCCACCCGGCCCAGCCCCUGCCCCUGGCUCUGCAGCUGCCACCUGCGUGCCCCAGGCCGUGCCCAGUGCUGGGCCCAACAGCGGGCCGCGCUGCUCCACAGUUGGUGGAUCAAGCACAGCCCCCUGCAGGUCGGGGGGCCCGGCCGAACCUCGGGGCGUUGGGAACGGAGCAUCUGUCCUGGAUCUCAGCUGCCCCUUUGCUGCUCUCAGCAUUUCAACACAAAGAAGGGGAGCCCGGAGAACCACACACAGCAGAGCGGGAAGAGUGGCCCAGAACACCGGGGCCUUCCUGGCCAGAGCCCCCCCAUGGUGA
Messenger RNA from Cervus elaphus (red deer), 2610 nucleotides. RefSeq names its product nuclear envelope pore membrane protein POM 121-like. The record is from RefSeq and is a predicted model, not a curated record. The coding region runs from base 1 to 2610 and encodes 869 amino acids. The transcript has 3 exons. Lineage: Eukaryota; Metazoa; Chordata; Mammalia; Artiodactyla; Cervidae.